GACGCAUUGUAGCAACUCUACAGAUAUUUGACAUCCGUGGGGUGCGAAGCAAUACAGGAUGAGUAAGCCCACUUCAACCGAUAUGAGCGACGUAAGAGAGCAACUGUACUCCAUUGACCAAAAGUAUGAGCGCCUCAAACAGCAGCAGUUUAUAUUUAUCACAGCUCUUGAGAGGUCGAGAGAACAUGCCAGAGACAAAACUGAGCCAGUCUCCUCGGUCACACAGGUACAACAGUACAUGAACCAUGACUGCAGCAACUCCACAGACAGAUGCAUCUUCUCGCUCUUUUUGGAAAUAAUGGCUGAUCUUGAGGGUGUUCUGAAACUUAUGGAAUCCUCAUUGUCGAACCGAAACACUUCCUGUGAGGGCUUAGAUGCCUGCAGUGAGCUCCUGAACCCCAACACUAACAUCAGCCAGCUAAGAGCACACUACCCGCACAAUGCGAUCAAUCGCCUGAGCUGUGAUGAAGCAAGAAAUUUCUAUGGUGGAAUUGUGAGUGUGAUACCACUGGCUCUAGACCGUCUCACCUCCUGCUGUAAAAGAGCCACUCAACCUCUCACUUCCACAGCCACAAAAACAUCACCUCAGCAAACAGAGGCCGAGAAAGCAGGGACUUCUGCUGACCUUGACAAGAGUACCAGUAACAACUCAAGUAUAGUAUAUAGAAAAGGCACAGGUGGCUGGCAUGCAGGAAAACCGGCCUGGAAGCCACCAAGCAAUACAAAGAGAUAAAAU
Triplophysa rosa is the source of this 736-nucleotide messenger RNA. RefSeq names its product sperm acrosome associated 9 (gene spaca9). The transcript is spliced from 4 exons. Lineage: Eukaryota; Metazoa; Chordata; Actinopteri; Cypriniformes; Nemacheilidae. The coding region runs from base 59 to 733 and encodes 224 amino acids. Gene Ontology annotation, cellular component: sperm flagellum; acrosomal vesicle; ciliary base. The record is from RefSeq and is a predicted model, not a curated record.